UUUUAAGUUACGAGAAUUUAAAUGAAAAAAUUAGAAAUUUAGUAUCUAGAUCGGUAAUAUUCUCGAGAAUUUUACCCACAAUUCAAAUUCUCCCGAAAAUUUCCUCGACAACUUUCGCUUUAGCGGGAACCUUUUGUAAAUUUACUACACACAGUACAAAGCAUCCUUUCAAGCUGCGUACGUUGAUAAAAUUUAUCCGGUUGUUUGUAAAAAAUCCGCAAGUUGUAAUCGUCACGCUAGAAUAGUUUUCGAUUAUCUUCAUUUCGCAUUCUUAUUUUCUCGUUGGAGAAUCGAAUUCGACGAUUUGUGAAGCUUGUCAUCGAAAAAUGGAGUCUCAACGAGGAAGUUCAAGCUCAACAGAAAGAGCCGUUGAUGAUUGCGAAGAUGAGAAUUCCGUUACGAUGCUUGACGUCCUGCAGGAAGAAAACCAACUCGAGGAAGAUGCAAAUGCUGUCCUCGGGGCCGCUGACGACAAAAACUGCACCUAUAUCCAGGGUUACAUGAGACAAGCACUUUAUGCUUGCAAAACAUGCUGCAAAGAAGGAAUUCGCGCCGGUAUUUGUUUCGCCUGUAGUUUACACUGUCAUGAAGGUCAUGAACUUAUUGAAUUGUACACGAAAAGACAGUUUAAAUGCGACUGUGGAAAUUCGAAAUUUGGAGAGAAAUGCUCAUUAAAUCCGGUAAAAUCCGAAUCGAAUCCUGAAAAUAAGUACAAUCAGAAUUUCGAUGGUGUUUAUUGUACUUGUUCAAGGCCGUAUCCAGACCCAGAAGGUCUUGAUAACGAUGAAAUGUUACAGUGUGCGAUUUGCGAGGACUGGUAUCACACCAAGCACCUUGGAGACAGCGAAACCCGACCCGAAGAAAAUUCUUACGACGAAAUUGUUUGCGAUGCUUGUAUGAAGAAAGCCUCUUUCUUGUGGAGUUACGCUUCGAAAUUUGCAGUAACAAAGGAUUCGAAAAAGGAAGAAACGACACAAAACGAUGAAAACGUGGAGGUUGAAGACUCGUCAAAAAAAUGCACGAUGCCAGAAACUCCUGCUAAAACAGAAGGUUGUUGUUUCUGGGUCGAAGGCUGGAGAUCAGCUUUGUGCACUUGCGAGAAAUGCAAAAUGGUCUACAAGGAAAACGAAGUUGAAUUCCUUCUCGAUCCAACAGAUAGUGUUCAGGCAUACGAAGAAGCUGGCAAAGCCAACAAUAGAGAGUCACAAUACGAAAAGGGAAUGAAGGCUUUGGCUUCUCUCGAUCAUGUGCAGCAGGUCAACGUGAUUGAAGAAUACAACAACAUGAAAGAGCGACUAAAGGAGUACCUGCAGAAAUUUGCCGACAAUAAAAAGGUCGUCAGAGCCGAAGAUAUCCAAGAGUUCUUUUCCGAAAUGGAGCCGAAUAAGCGACAAAAAGUCGAAAUUCCGAAAUACUGUCGUUGAGUCAUAAAAAAAAGGCUCUUCCCUUGUGCAGAAAUAUUUUCGGCUGCGGUUAAUCGUAACAAAAACAAAACAAACACAAAAAAAUGUGAGAAGUAUUACGGUUUCCUUUAGGCUUUAGGCCAUCGAAUAUAAUCUUGUAUAGCUACAUUUAUUUCUCUAAAAACUGCGAAAUCGGAUUUUUCCCCCCAAGUCGAAAGGUCCAAAUAGUUAACAAAAGUUGGACAUUUCAUUGGAAAAUUAUGAACUAACUUUGCUGGAAAAUUAUUUUGUAACAAAGGUACAGUGCCUACGAUAAUCUAUUUUUCUCAUCCAAUAUAUUUUAAGAAUAAUCCGAGGAAUGAUCAGUUUUAAAUGUUCUGUUUGCCCAUCGAUGUAGAAGCGAAUUUCUUCAAGUCAUCAUCCUUUUUUUUUGUAGCUUAUUAUUUUACGAGAAGUUACAAACUUCGCGACGAUUUAUUUGUGUAGAAUUUUUAGUGUAUUUGAGAAGUCUUUACAGCUUUAGUCUCUUUAGUUAAAAUUACUUACAAGUAGGAAUUUUGAUACGAAACUUUUCUUGGAUAUUAUACACUUGUUCCUCCACUCCGUACUUAUUGACCAAGUGAAGCAAGUCGACGUUUCAUAUUAUCUAAUUUUUCUUGUUAUUUCCUGAAGUACAAUAAAGAUUCAGUUUUGUAAUAAA
Belonocnema kinseyi is the source of this 2103-nucleotide messenger RNA. Its product is annotated as putative E3 ubiquitin-protein ligase UBR7. Gene Ontology annotation, molecular function: ubiquitin protein ligase activity; zinc ion binding. Gene Ontology annotation, cellular component: cytoplasm. The record is from RefSeq and is a predicted model, not a curated record. Lineage: Eukaryota; Metazoa; Arthropoda; Insecta; Hymenoptera; Cynipidae. The transcript has 6 exons. The coding region runs from base 327 to 1424 and encodes 365 amino acids.